This is a messenger RNA of Manis pentadactyla (Chinese pangolin), 5062 nucleotides long. Its product is annotated as zinc finger protein 30 homolog. The coding region runs from base 1892 to 3493 and encodes 533 amino acids. The record is from RefSeq and is a predicted model, not a curated record. The transcript has 6 exons. Lineage: Eukaryota; Metazoa; Chordata; Mammalia; Pholidota; Manidae. Gene Ontology annotation, molecular function: DNA-binding transcription factor activity, RNA polymerase II-specific; RNA polymerase II cis-regulatory region sequence-specific DNA binding. Gene Ontology annotation, biological process: regulation of transcription by RNA polymerase II.
CGUAUUUUGGGGUAACAUAGUCUGGUUUCCUUCAAGGCACAACCACCUUCAAAAUAUACACACAAUCUUCGCUCUUGCGGUGGGGGGGAACAGGCCCCAAAUGGAGUAGUUUUUCCUCACAACAGCAAACCAAGAGUUAAUUGCGUUUCAACCUCUCCCAGGAAUGUGACUUUUUAACAGUCAACCUGAAUUUCCAGACCAUCACUAGUGAUGUCAUCUGGGGUCUCUUCCCUAAAAAAGAAUAUGACCUGGCCUGAAACAAAUCCUUUUUUUUUUUUUCAUUUUGCUAGGUACCUCCUUGACCAACCUUCCUGCCUAUAAAAACCUUCUAUUUUGUCCUUGGAGCUCCUAUUAGAAGCGAUGUCGCCCCAUUCAGGAAUUGCUGAAUAAGCCAAUUAGAUGUUCAAAAACUGAGUAAGCCUGGCAGUGCGAUGGGCACAAUCACAGACAACCCUCCCUCGGCGCCAUCCCAGAGCGGCUUCCAAAGAAUGGCACACACGCAGAAUAGCUCGGUGCACGAAAACGCAACCCGGUUCCCGACCACACCCAGGCCCGGGGCCACCGCCAACCAGUCCCUCAGAAAAUGCCACAGGGACCACGCCGGGGGCACUGGGGGGUCACAGUCAGGGUCACCAUUACAAGCCUUAAAGAUUUGGACACUGGGCCUAAUCCAGGAUCCUCGUUCCACUACUCUCUUCAGAAAGCCCCGAUUUUUCCUCCCCCAACCCCUCGGCAGAUGUCCCCCCCAAGAGCCUCCACACCUCUGAAGAGUCCCAAGUACGCCCCACGCCCCACCGAGGUCGCGCUCCGGCUCAAACAGCAACUCCCAGGAGUCUCAGGGCUCCGCUCUUGGGGGCGGGGAGCUCGGCCUGCUAGGGGGCGGGGCCGAAAACCAAAGGAGAAAAGAACGUAAUAGAGCUUUUCUGUCUACAGUUCCACGGGGGAGGAGGCCCCGGUUAUCCUCGACAGCACCAGUCAUUCACCGGGUCACCGUUAUAGGCGUGAGGAAUCAGGCCCCUCGGCCCUUCCGGAACCUCUGCUUCUCCGCUCCGGAGUCCCCGCUGCGACCCGGCCGCCUUCGUUCCCUGCGAGCUUCCUUCCCGCGGGGCUGAGCGACCGUCCCCAGUUCUUCGCGCGCCUGCGCACUCUCUCUGGAGUCUGGGUGCCACAGAUUUGAGGGCCGGAGGACCUCGGAGCAAAGUCCUGGCCUCAGUCCGGUGAGCCAGCCUCGGCUGUAGUCGUUGUUUUCUGAAGCAAGCGAGCGUGGGACGGGUGACUCUGCGGGCCGGGCCAGGCCGGGAGUGGGUCACGGAGCCCUCGGACGCGAUGCGUUUCUUUCCGACUGAUGGCUUGCGGUCCUGAGGGCGCGGAGUUAGGGACCCGCGGCUGUAACGGCGCUGGGCCGGAGUUGUGGGCGCGGCCUAGUCUGCAGUGCGAGACCCUGAGGUCUUGCGCAAGCCCGUCCUCGUGUCGACCACCUAGGCCCGGCGGAAGAAAAAAGACCCGAAAUGAAAGUCGGAGGUGGAGCCACAUAAAGAAGGCCCUUCGCUUAACUCCGGUCCUAGAUUCGGGGCUGGCUUCUGAGGUCUGCGAGGACCGGCUGAACAGAAAACGACGCGGUGGGCCGCCCCAGGGGGUGGGCAGUUGCGGUGACCCUACUGCAGGGUGCUCGAGCUGCGAACUCGGACACGGGUGUCCGCGGACCUUCGCUGGGCCCCUCCUCGGUUCCAUUUGUGCAUCCCUGCCAAGUAAGCAGAGAAGGCCUUUGAAGUGAAACGAAGCGCUCGCUGCUGCGCCUGUAAAAGCCAGGUUCUCUCUGGCUUCUGUGGACUCUACGUCUCCAGUAAGUGACCCUUGAAGGAAACUGACCAGUUCUUGCAGUUCUAAAAUCAUGGCUCAUGAUUUGGUGAUGUUCAGAGACGUGGCUGUAGACUUUUCACAGGAAGAAUGGGAAUGCCUGAACUCAAGUCAGAGGAAUUUGUACAGAGAUGUGAUACUAGAGAACUAUAGCAACUUGGUGUCUCUGGGAUGUUCCAUUUCUAAGCCAGAUGUAAUUACCCUGUUAGAACAAGGGAAAGAUCCCUGGAUGGGUAUGAGGGAUGGGAAAAGAAGCUGGAGCCCAGAUUUAGAAUCCAGAUAUGACACUAAAAAGUUACUUCAAGAAAAGGAUAUUUGUGAAAUGAAUUUAUCUCAGUGGGAAAUAAUGGAAAGAAUUAGAAGCUGUGGCCUCAAAGACUCCUUUUUCAGAAAAGUUUGUGAAUACAAAAAGUUUGAGGGACAUGAAGGUCCUCAGGAGGGAUAUUUCAGGCCAGGGAAAAAAACCACCUCUGGAAAAAUGCCUACUUAUGGAAAACUUACAACUCUUACUCUGUAUCAGAGAAUUCAUAAUAGAGAGAAACCUUAUGAAUGUGGGGAAUGUGGGAAGGCUUUUAGAGUACGCCAACAACUUACUUUCCAUCAGAGAAUUCAUACUGGUGAGAAACCCUAUGAAUGUAAAGAAUGUGGAAAAGCCUUUAGACAGUGUGCCCACCUUAGUCGACAUCAGAGAAUUCAUACUUCUGACAAACUCCUUGAAUGUAAAAAAUGUGGAAAGAUCUUUACAUGUGGUGCAGAUCUUCGAGUACAUCAGAGAACUCAUAUUGGUGAGAAGCCCUAUGAAUGUAAGGAAUGUGGGAAGGCCUUUAGAGUGCGAGGACAACUUAAUCUCCAUCAAAGGAUUCAUACUGGUGAGAAGCCCUAUGAAUGUAAGGAAUGUGGGAAGACCUUCAGACAGUAUGCGCACCUUACUCGACAUCAAAGACUUAACAUUGCUGAGAAGUGCUAUGAAUGUAAGGACUGUGGGCAAGCUUUUCUGUGUAGUACAGGCCUUAGAAUACAUCACAAACUUCAUACUGGCGAGAAACCCUAUGAAUGUAAAGAAUGUGGGAAGGCCUUUAGAGUGCGACAACAGCUAACACUCCACCAGAGGAUUCAUACUGGAGAGAAGCCCUAUGAAUGUAAGGAAUGUGGAAAGACCUUUAGUCGUGGUUAUCAUCUAACUCUCCAUCAGAGAAUUCAUACUGGUGAGAAACCUUAUGAAUGUAAGGAAUGUCAGAAGUUCUUUCGUCGUUACUCAGAACUUAUUUCACAUCAAGGUAUUCAUAUUGGAGAAAAACCCUAUGAUUGUAAAGAAUGUGGGAAGACCUUUAGACUAUUUUCACAACUUACUCAACAUCAGAGUAUUCAUUUUGGUGAGAAACCUUAUAAAUGUAAGGAAUGUGAGAAGACUUUUAGACUGCUUUCACAGCUUACUCAACAUCAGAGUAUUCAUACUGGUGAGAAACCCUAUGAUUGUAAGGAAUGUGGAAAGGCCUUUAGACUUCAUUCAUCACUUAUUCAACAUCAGAGAAUUCAUUCUGGUGAGAAACCAUACAAAUGUAAGGAAUGCAAAAAGGCAUUUAGACAACAUUCUCACCUUACUUAUCAUCAGCGAGUUCAUAAUGUAGCAAAAUAAUUAUAAGAAAUCCUUUUGUGAAUUUUGUGUUAAGGAGCAUUAGAAAAUAAAUUCUAGAGGGAAAGUUUUUGAAUGUGGAAAUCCCCUUUUGCUUCAUGCUCACGAGGUUUAUUUAAAAGAAAGUGUAAAUGAAUAUGGAGUUUUUCAUCUCCAUUCAAACCAUGUUAAUUAGGAAAUAUGUUCUAGAAAGAAACUGUCUUAAAGGAGUGAAUGUGGAAAAGCUUUUAUGUUAAGUGUGAUCACCUCUAUUCCAUCUAUGCAAUAUACCUAAGGAGGCUGCUAGGGCACUAAUUCAUUCAGAAAAUUGAUAAACAAAAUGAAAGAAGAGUCAUUUAGCUUGCAUUUCCUUUAUGAACUAUAUUUCAGGGCACAUAGAAGUUGAGAUGUUUAUUAGAGAGUUUUGCAGCACAUAAUGAAAUGAUGGACAUAGGCAUGAUUCUCAAAAUAGAAGUUAAAACCGUUAGGUCAAAGAUUGAUAUGAACUCCAUAGUGAAUAUAUCAGGAUAGCAACCUCUAACACCACAAGAUGAAUUUUAACCUCAUCAAAAAAUAGGACAAAAUAUUUUAUACCUCCUAAUGAGAAACCAUAAGACAUAAUAUCUUGUCAAAAAAUAUUGAACUGGACUCUAGUUAAGCAUCAAGAACUAACUCCCAGUUUAAAGAAAAUUCAAGGAAGAGAAAGAACAAAUUAUAUGACAUAAGAAGCAAUUAAGCAAAUCUAAAAUAUGGGUAAAGACCCACAAGUAGAAUGAACUGGAUUCUCAACCAAUAAAAUAGUAUUGAAAAGGAGUUGGAACUCUUAGAUAUUAAAAGUCUUAAGAGAUGUAUCAAAUAUAAUGAUUGAGUGGUUCUUAUUUAGACAGCAAGUUGAACAAAUAUAAAAACACUUGUAUGACAAGUGGGGAAAGUGGAAUAUUGACAGUAUUAGAUAAUAUUAAGAAUUUAUUAUUUUGUUAGGUGUAAUAAUAGCAUUGCAGUUAUGUAAAAAUGUUUUUUAGAGAUAAGUUAUGAAGUUUAUACCCAUAAGAUUUUAUGAUGUCUGGGAUUUCCUUUAAAAUGCUCAUGCAAAAGAAAAAUUAGGGUAGAUUACCUUAGUUUGUCAAAAUAAUGUAAGAUGAGUCUUGGGUACAUAGUUUUUUAUUGUUUUUACUAUUUCCCCUACUUUUAUGUAUUUGUAAUUUUCCAUAAUAUUCUUUUAAAGAUAAAAUUAACUGAAAUUAUAACCAGUUUGAACUGAAUGAUUUUUUUUAAUGCCUACAUAUCAAAACUUGUGGAUGUUGUCAAAGUUGUAUGCACUGGGAUAUUAAAUGUGCUAUAAUCAGAUUUGGGAAAUUAAGAUUGAGGGUCCAGAUUUUAUCUAGUUCACCUAUCACUACAUGUUAUAAUGUCUGUCCCAUAAUAUUUCAAAUGCUUAAAGAAUGAGUAAAAAAAAUUACUACAACUAAGUAUGGAAAUUUAUGGAAUAGACCAUUGUCCAAUGAGAUUGUUGCUAACAACGUGUUGAGCACUUAGAGCUAUUGAGCACUUGAGAUGUGGCUAUUUCAAAUUAAAAUGAUGUUAAGUGUGAAA